AGUCUGUCUCUCAGUACUUUCUGUUUAAGGUAUGAAUCGUGAAAAAAAUGUUUUCUAAUGAUUAAAUGGUUUUUAAAUAGCGAAUUAAACUCAAAACAAGAGUUAAUACAGCAUUUUGUAAAGGACUAUUUUCAGCUGCACAUUAAGCGGAACAAUUCACUUUACAUACAAAUCGGAGUAUCUGGAAUACCAACUCACAAACUGUGACAUUAGACAACUCUGUCAGGUUUUUGUGGGUUAUGAGAAAACAUGUGAUUCAACAAGCCAUUCAGGUUUUAUUAUACCUUCUAUUUCACUUACAGGUUCCUUAGAGUUGAGAUACCUUUGACAAGGUGCAUCACAUUUUUAUCACAAGCCAAUCAGAGCAGACUGGGCUUUUUUUUGGUAGGAAGGUUCAAAGAGACAGGCACUAACACGGAGUGUUUCAGAGAGAGGGUGAAUACAGGUUCAAACAGUAUGAGAGAAAAAAGUGUUUUUGAACAUUAAAAAUUUUUACAUUUUACAAGUAGAAACCCCAAAUACAACCAUUAACCUGAGAUUCAGCAUAAUAUGUCACUUUCAAAUUCAGGCACCGUGUAUGACUCACUACAAAAUGAUAUAUAUUUUCAAUUGUGUGUUGUUUUAAUUGACCAUGUGACCAUUUGAAUUAUGGGAAAUCUGACAGAUUUUAAGUCAUUAUUGUGCCACAAAUAAAACUUCCUUGCAGCUCCUUAGAAUUUACAUAAAUAUAUUCUGUAAUGGGACAAAUUGUAUCUUGUUUAAUGUAAUACUGACGGGGAAACCAUUUAACAGGUUUUAAAUUAAAACAUUUUUUUAACGUAUACGGGUAAAAAAACAAUACACCAUAAAAUCCUUCAUGAACUGCAGCAGCAGAUUCCCAUACCAGAACUCAAAACAGCAAUUGUCCCUGGUUGUUGAACUAAUUAUUAAAUGAUAAUUGUACACCAGGUUGAUUAUAUAGGCUACUAUGUGUGUUUGCCUCUUUGUUAGUCUGUUUGCACUUCUUUUGGAAGUUUAUGAGCAGAGAAACCUGAUUUAGCUGCAUGCUGCUGGAAGAUGCGCACAGAAUCCUGUUUUACUGUUUACGGUUCAUUCGAGUCUCAACUAUUUCAAAUGUGGUUUAAUAUCACAAAGAGUUGGUUACACCAUUUGGGGCAAUGACUCUCUUUAUACAAAAACACACUCAGUGACCCUGCAGCAGUAAUACAGCCUGUAAGUGUACGUAGUUCUGAUAAUAUGAAGUCGGUUACUCGUAGAACAGGAAGCAUCGCCACCAUCUCAACUAGUGGCGACACCCGCGGUUUUUGUUCAGCGGCCGUUUCUGCAUAAAGGCUGUGUGACUCGCAGACUCCGGUUAAAACAUUCUGUGACACGAGAUUUGAGAGAUGGCAGGUAAGGAGCUUGCCAAAGUGAGGAGUAAGUUUGUGGAAAAUGCCAACAAAGAACUGAUUAACCAGCUCCUGGACGACCUUUUAGAAGAUGGUGUCUUGAAUGAGGGCCAGAAAGACUCCGUACUUGAGGAGAACAGUACCACAGCAAACAAAGCACGCGGUCUCAUUGACAUGGUGAAGAGGAAAGGAGACGAAGCCAGCAGGAAGAUGAUCGCUCAUCUUCAAAGCAGAGAUCCUUCACUUCACUCUGAACUGGGUCUGUCCUCUGGUCAAC
Anarrhichthys ocellatus (wolf-eel) is the source of this 1665-nucleotide messenger RNA. RefSeq names its product caspase-1-like. Gene Ontology annotation, cellular component: IPAF inflammasome complex; NLRP3 inflammasome complex; AIM2 inflammasome complex. Gene Ontology annotation, molecular function: cysteine-type endopeptidase activity. The annotation marks the transcript as partial. Gene Ontology annotation, biological process: regulation of inflammatory response; proteolysis; regulation of apoptotic process. The record is from RefSeq and is a predicted model, not a curated record. The transcript has 2 exons. NCBI's taxonomy places the organism in Eukaryota, Metazoa, Chordata, Actinopteri, Perciformes, Anarhichadidae.